AGGAGGGGGGUUUUCCCAAUCGUCUGAUCCUCAUCUUCAUGUAACAAUUUUAACGUGGAAGGAAUUUUAUCAUAUAUAAAAAUAAGACUGAAUCCAUUAGGUGUUUUAUUCAAAUGGAAAGCCCAAUAGACAUUACAGAUGAUGGAGAAAAAAAAUGCCCAACUUAUUUUGAGGAUAUAAAUAUCUCUCCAGUCAUUAAUCUAGGCGCCACCACCACCACCGCGUGAAUCAUCAGUUUAGACCUUAAGGUUGUUGGUUGUCAAGUUAAUGGAGGAGGGUAUGGCUAAACAAGAAACAAGUGAGUCGGGGAGUCUACCAACAUCCCCAAAGGCAAAGCCGGUGCGAACGUGUGAAAAAUCCGUAGAAGAACAGCUACAGGAACGAUUACGAGUACCUCGCUGGCUAAGGAUGGAACGUUGUGGAAGGGCCUUUGGAUUUGAUCUGGAUUUCAACAGCGAUACGCCUACGUUAAUUGAGCCCGAGUGGGGAGAUGACUAUGAUAUCGGUCUCUAUGGUAGGAUUGGACUCCAAUGCCACAAUCUUCAAAAGGGAACAAACUUUAAGUUUAAACGCUGGGAGAAACAUAGUUCGUGGGAUGCUGGAUCCAUGGACUUCUACGUGACUUUGGACGCAGUGGAUCCGGACAUCGGCUCUGUCUUCUCUUUUCAGACGCUGUUACGCGACCAAGGACGUCGGAGUCCAUUGGGUGUCAGACUUCUCUUGUGCAACAUAGUCUCCAGAUUCACUCCUCCAAGGGACAAGCCUCUGAAAGUGGAUUAUGAAUGGGACGAGGACGCGGUACCUGACUUCUACAAAGGUCCACUGCCCAAAUGGUAUUCUGAUGAAGCCUUGGAACGUGACAGUAAGAAGUAUUACGUGGUGCCUGAAUCAGAGCUGCAUGACAAUGACUGGCUGCAACUUCUCAUGGAAGUCGCCUUCUUCUCCAAAGCUGAUCGUUGUUUGGAUGCUUACCUAUCCUUGGAACUCAAAAAGGUUGUUGUGGAAACUCUUGAAGAUUACACAACAGAGGCGCAUGAGAAGCUUAAAGCAGAUAAUGCAAUCUUCUACAUAAGUUACAAGUGUUGCACCGAUCCUUUUUCAGUGACUUUGUCUGGUUAUCCCCAUCUUUCAACGACUUUGGCUGGUGAUCACCUUGCCGUAGUGAGGAAGACCAUGGAUGGGAAACCAGAACACAUGAGUCUUGAAGUUUCUCUUACCAGAAAACAAGAAAAAGAGUAGACAUAUGCAUCUGUUUCUUGUCUUGAAGCAUAUUUAGGAAACAAAGAAAUAUUAAUCUGGUCUAUUUGGAUGAGGAGAAGUAACAAAAUAGUAUCCUCGUUCUAGAAACACAAUAAAGCAUUGUGCAUAACUUAACCAAUAUAUGUCAAUUCAAAAUCAAAUGAACAUCAUAUCUAUCCAAAUCACAAGAGCGAGGAGGAGACUAAAAUGAAAUUGGAAUGCACUUGAAGAUCACCAACCCUCCAAUGGUGUAAUCGCUUCACUGGAUCAUUCUUAUUUCUUAGUACUGGUAAUGGGUAUAUUUUACAUUUCAUAAACAUCAAUAUGUUAUACAUUUAUUGUUACACUAGGUGGUUUUCCCGUGCUCAUACCCGUAUGUAGCUAUUUAUAAAAUAAAUACAUUAUAAUCAUAUUAAUAUUUUUAUUUAAUUUAUAAUUAUUCUGUUA
Molecule: messenger RNA, 1686 nt
Organism: Brassica napus (rape)
Lineage: Eukaryota; Viridiplantae; Streptophyta; Magnoliopsida; Brassicales; Brassicaceae
Product: UPF0725 protein At5g63820
Exons: 6
Coding region: 268-1239 (323 amino acids)
Source: RefSeq, a predicted model, not a curated record